AUGGAGGAGCCGCGUCUAAGCACGCCGCAGCAGCCCGGCCCAUCGGCCCCCAACCCGGGCGCAACACGGAAGAAGUCACGCAGAGGUGCCGAUCCUUCGGGCCAGAAGCGGCGAUGCGUCAGCACAGCCUGUAUCGCCUGUCGGAAACGCAAGUCCAAGUGUGACGGAGCUGUUCCUAGUUGCGCAGCUUGCUCCAGCGUUUACGGUACCGAGUGUGUCUAUGAUCCCAACUCGGAUCAUCGGCGCAAAGGCGUCUACCGUGAAAAGGUCGACAGCAUGAAAGCUCGAAACUCGACUUUGCAGAUUCUUAUCGAAGCUAUCCUGAACGCGGAGGAGGAAGAAGUUCCCGAAAUUGUCCACAAGAUCCGAACCUGCAAUAGUCUCGAUGCUGUUGCUGAGCAGAUUCUCAAGCAGCAACAAACACCGGAGCCACAGGAGCAAGAAAAUGAGGACAACGAUGACUUGGAUCACUCGAAUGACAACUAUACCACAGAGCCUGUGCAGGGUGAGAGGGAUCUCGCUCGGAAGAUGGGUGAGCUGAGACUUGAGAAUGGCGCCGUUCGCUUCAUUGGUGGCACAUCUCAUCUCAUUUAUCUGGGUGAUCCGAAUCAUGAAGAAUCCGAUCCAAACCCGGAACAAUUUGUAUCUGGAGAGGACCCCAUAACAUCCUGGACUCGCGUCACUCAGGACACUCAACUCAUCACUCACCUGAUCAACAUGUACUUCAACUGGCACUACCCCUACUUUACUACUCUCUCCAAGACCAUGUUCUUCCGGGAUUUCAUGAGAGGCAAGGCUGGACUGGGGAGGGGUACUGCGUAUUGCUCGUCGCUACUGGUCAACGCCAUGCUUGCCCUUGGAUGCCAUUUCACGAGCGUUGCCGGAGCCUAUGGAACACCGGGCGAUAACCGGACAAAGGGCGAUCACUUCUUUGCUGAGGCGAAGCGCUUGAUUGUCGAAAACGACGAAUAUGAGAAACCACGGUUAGUUACCGUCCAGGCCCUAGCACUUAUGUCGGUUCGGGAAGCUGGUUGCGCCCGUGAAGCAAAAGGUUGGGUAUACAGCGGUAUGAGUUUCCGUAUGGCAGAAGACAUUGGCCUGAACCUGGACGUUGGCCAGCUUGACAAGGAACGCAUGAGCGACUACGAGAUCGAUGCCAGACGAAUUACCUUCUGGGGUUGUUAUUUGUUCGACAAGUGUUGGUCAAACUAUCUUGGAAGACUCCCGCAGAUCCCCAAGAGUUCUUUCAAUGUCUCCAAGUUUGAUGUCUUUCCUGACGAGGAUGCUGAAUCGUGGUCACCUUACACCGACAGCGGGUUUGAUCAGUCAUUCAAGCAACCGUCAAGAACCCGAGCCAUCGCCCUUCAGAUGUCGAAACUUUCCGAGAUUAGCAGUGAUCUUCUCGCAUUCUUCUAUCAUCCGAGCACCAUUGGCAAGUCCAGUGGCAAAGCCGUGGAGCUCAAGAAGCUGAGCGAGUUGCAUCGCCGCUUGGAAGAAUGGAGAAAGGAACUUCCAAAGGAGUUUGAGCCCAAGGACGGCCAAUUACCAAAUGUGCUCCUUAUGCACAUGUUCUUCCAUCUUCAAUACAUUCACCUUUUCCGACCAUUUUUGAAAUACUCACCGGCGGCCUCUCCCCUCCCGCCGCACGUUUCACCUCGGCGCAUAUGCACGGCAAAUGCGGGCGCCAUCUCAAAGCUUCUCCGGUUAUAUAAGAAACUCUGGAAUCUGCGCCAGAUCUGCAACAUCGCCGUUUACAUGGUGCAUAGCGCGUGCACAAUCCACUUGCUAAAUCUCCCCGAGAAAACCGCCAGAAGAGAUAUCACACAUGGAGUGAAGCAUCUCGAAGAAAUUGCCGAAGAUUGGCUUUGUGCAAGACGAACUCUUACCAUCCUGAGCGUUCUCGCUAGAAAGUGGAACUGUGAACUUCCUGAGGACGCUGCAUUUGUGCUUCAACGAGCAGAUGAGAAGUACGGAACUUACAGCACAUCUGAUGUUCCUUCACCUCAAUCGAACAUGGCUGCUUCGCCGCUUUCGGAUGGUGGCCUGGGCCUCAAGACAGGAGGCGACUAUAGCCCCUUGACUCAGUACUCUCGAACACAACUCGCCCGGCCCAUGCAACAAAUCCAGCAGCAGCAACCACAGCGAUCUGUAACGGAUCCCAUGGCGACGAGUGCCCCACCCUCGAAUGCUGGCUUGGCUCAGCAACAAGGGGUGUCGGCAAACGGAUCCAACCUGGCUUUCUGUACCGAUUCGAUGGGUGGAUGGGGACCUGUCCCUGUAUCGACGUCGAUGCCAUCCUACCAACCAACGUUUGGAUCUGUCAACCGCAGUAGCAUACCGACUAGCAGCCCGGGUAUGUCUUCUGGCAACCAGCCAACUUCAAAUCGACCAAUGAGGAUGGACGGCCAAGAGUGGUUUUUGAAUGACAGCGCGAGGUGGCACCAAAGCUUUGAAGCCUGGCAGAUGGCCAACAGCGGGCAGGACAACUCGGUGUUUCUGUUUGGCGAUUCUACCAACCAAGAUACGCCUGCCAGCAACCCAGAGAGCAAUGCUAGCAUGCAGAACGAGGUCAACGACCAGAUGGCAGCAUUUGAUGGGCUAGGGGCGACACUAUCAGGAGGCGGGUGGCUCCCUGGUCUGGACUAA
Molecule: messenger RNA, 2646 nt
Organism: Fusarium keratoplasticum
Lineage: Eukaryota; Fungi; Ascomycota; Sordariomycetes; Hypocreales; Nectriaceae
Product: Zn(2)-C6 fungal-type domain-containing protein
Exons: 2
Coding region: 1-2646 (881 amino acids)
Biological process (GO): regulation of DNA-templated transcription; DNA-templated transcription
Molecular function (GO): zinc ion binding; DNA binding; DNA-binding transcription factor activity, RNA polymerase II-specific
Source: RefSeq, a predicted model, not a curated record